This is a messenger RNA of Notodromas monacha, 935 nucleotides long. The record is from the annotation of a GenBank genome assembly. NCBI's taxonomy places the organism in Eukaryota, Metazoa, Arthropoda, Ostracoda, Podocopida, Cyprididae.
CCUCUCGGGGGAUUUAUAAAAACCUUGGGAGCUCUUUUUCUUACCGGAAGCUGCCUUCGUGCAGUACAGAGAACUGCUACACUCUUAUACAGCAAGAAAGAAUAAUGCUUUGAAAUUCAUUCGGGUAUUGAAUUCCAAAGUUUGAAAUUUGAGUGUUCGGUUUGUGAAAAGGCGGGGCGACAAUACGAAAGAUGAGGUUCCCAGUGUUCCUUGCGUUGCUGGGCCUCGUCGCAGUCGCUUUAUUCGUCGAUUUCACGAAGGCGUCGGACGAAGAUGACGACGACGACGAUGAUUUGGGAGACGGAGAUCUUUCCCUCAUGCCCAAGAAGAAGAAGUCGAAAGACCCUCUCUUGAAUCAACUCAUGGAGUCUGAAAUGAACGCCAUGCCCAAGGACACCAUGUUACCAUUGGAUGGUCUAGUGCCUUCUGCUGAUAAUGGUCUCCUGCCCGAAGAUGGUCCACUGCCCGGAAAUGGUUUAGUGCCAUCAGCAGGAACUGCUGGUUAUUUACGAUCAGGAAAUGAUGGUCUCCAGGAUGCGAGCGGUAUCAUGCCGGCGGAUGGCAACGCUGGAAUGGACUUCAAUCCCGACCCGGACUCGGAACACGCCAUUGUCAAACGAUCCAGUAAACGGAAACGGAAGAUGAGUCGCCGUCAACGUCGCAGGAGGCGUCUUCGCAAGCGUCGCAGGAAGAUCAAGAAGGCUCGCAAGGCUUACAAGAAGGCACUGAAAAAGGCACAAAAGGCCAGGAAGAAGCUUUUUCGCGCUGAUCCCAGGGAAAGACUCAAGGCCCGUCUGAAGAUUCACCAGUUGAGAAUGCGCAUGACCGGGCGAGCGGGCCAGCAGCAGCAGCAGGUUUUCCGACGCGGAGGGCGGCUUUUUCGGCGCCCCGCGAGUGGCGGGUUCUUCCGCCGCGGCGGCCGACUGUACAGAGGA